Perkinsus marinus ATCC 50983 is the source of this 1311-nucleotide messenger RNA. RefSeq lists its product as hypothetical. The coding region runs from base 1 to 1311 and encodes 436 amino acids. NCBI's taxonomy places the organism in Eukaryota, Perkinsozoa, Perkinsida, Perkinsidae. The transcript is spliced from 7 exons. The record is from RefSeq and is a predicted model, not a curated record.
AUGCCACGGAAGGCUUCUGGCAAAGGCCGGAGGCGGGCAUCCGCCAAGAGCAAAGGGAAGAAGGAUAGCAGUAGUAGCACAGUAACGGUGGUUACGGAACGCAGGACUCUAUUGAGGCCUGAGAAUGCUGAGAAAGAUUCGACAUUCUCGCCUUGGAUACGGUGGCUGAACACAUUAAUGAGGACGGUACCUCCGGGUGACUUACCAGAAAUAAUAGAACUAUUGAGAAAGGCCAAGGUUGAAUACACACAGACGAUUUAUACUGGGCCUUAUGGCGGGGAUCACAGUGAAAAGGAGGAACCGAAGGAAGAGCCGAUGACAACUGGGCAUGGGGUGGCAACGGUGAAGGAUGAGGUCAAAGAAGAGGGUAUGCCCAAACGCAAGAGAGGCAGACCACGAAAGUCGGUGGCCAAACCCAAGGAGGGUCCACCCAUCCUAGCUCCGUCUGGUGGGUCGGAGGGAGAGGCAGCUCCUAAGAAGGCCAGAGUGGCCCGUCUCGAUGAUAGCCCCACAUCUUCUAUUGAAUACGAUACUCUAGGUCCUUUAGAGGUCGUUGCUAGACCUCCUCAACCGUCCUUGGACAAAACGCUUAAUGACAUGCCUGACAAUGCCAAUGGGCAUGUGGCUUGCACUGAGAGGGUUCAGCCUCCGCCUCCACCUAGGAUGACUCAUCCAGGAUCGAUAGCCAAGGCGGUCCCAUCGGCCAACAUGCCAAAGGCGGCCUCGAUGCCUCCACUGUCCAGGUUACCGCCCGGGCCAUUAGCGUCCCAUGCAGCGAGCCCAGCAUUAGCCUAUGCCUUCCUACUCCAUCAAGCAGCCCUCAAGCAAUACCAGCAAGUGGUGCGAACAACCCCUCCUAUUGUUCCUAGACCUGCUAAGGUCCCUCCGCCUGAGGCCCCAGCUAGGGGUAGUCGGGGUGAAGGGUCCCAAGAGCAGCAAAAUGCGCUGCUCGUGCAGCAGUUGAAAAGCUUAGUUGCUGCCAAUCAGAAGGUGUGGGGAUCAUCCCUACAAGGCCAGCCGGGGGGUGGUAAGGCGGCGUCAUGCAGCACAGUAGUGGGGCAAUGUCAUGGGAAGUUUAGUGGACAUGCUGAUGGCCGGAUAAGUGCCGUCGCUGGGAAUCGAACCCAGGGUCUCCUCGCCCCGAAGGUCGAUCGUCUGAGUGGGAAUCCCGUGUCUGCGGCAGCUGUUAAGAAGCUGGACCGAGCUCCCGUGUCGUUGAUACCAUCGGCUAGUGGAGACUCUCGUGAGCAGUGCGAGAAGGACGGGAAGAAGGGGUCUAGGGAGGACGAGGCCGCUGAUGGUCAUGGAUGA